UUAAUCUUUAAUUAGAGUUAAAAAUUACCAUGGGGUUUGCGCAGGGAGACCAUAUCGGAGAAAAUGUCCGUCAGCGGAGAAAUUUCCGAAGCGGCUGAAACUCCCCUUCUGGAUGACGUCGUCGUCGGCGUCCUUGACUACAAAGGCCGCCCCAUCGGCAGAUCCAAGUCCGGCCGGUGGCGGUCGGCAUCUUUCAUCAUAGGCGUGGAGGCGGCGGAAAGAUUCGCUUAUUACGGGAUAAGCUCCAACCUCAUCAGCUACUUGACGGGGCCGCUCGGCCAGUCCACCGCCGCUGCCGCCGAGAAUGUUAAUACUUGGUACGGCACCGCCUUGCUUCUCCCUCUCGUCGGAGCAUUUGUCGCCGACUCAUUCCUUGGCCGAUACCAGACCAUUAUUGUUGCUUCUUUGCUCUACAUUCUGGGACUUGGGCUGUUAACUCUCUCUGCUGUGCUUCUUCCAUCUUAUAACAGUUCUGAUUGCCAAACUGCCACCAAUAUCAGUCCGUGUUCUCCCCCACAACUUCUAGUUGUCUUCUUUUUCUUCUCCCUUUAUCUUGUGGCAGUUGCACAAGGAGGGCACAAACCUUGUGUGCAGGCUUUUGGAGCUGACCAGUUUGAUUCACAAGAUCCACAAGAGUGCAAAGCCAAAAGUUCAUUCUUCAAUUGGUGGUAUUUUGGUUUGUGUGCUGGUUCCUUGACAACACUUUUGAUCAUGAACUACAUUCAAGACGAACUUAGUUGGAGCUUAGGGUUUGGGAUCCCCUGCAUUGUGAUGGUCUUUUCCCUGGCCAUCUUCCUCCUUGGUACCAUUACAUAUAGGUUUGGCAUCAAAACUGAGGAUAAUAGCCCAUUUGUUAGAAUUGGUAAGGUGUUUGUCAACACCGCUAGGCGUUGGCGCGCCGCCCCUUUGGCAAUGGCUGUGGAAGAGGAAACUCAAGGCAUCCUUCCCCACCAGGGUUCUGAUCAAUUCAAGUUUCUUAAUAAGGCCUUGCUUGCACCAGAUGGUUCGAAGGAAGACGGAAAUGUCUGUAGUAUAAGUGAGGUUGAAGAUGCGAAAGCAGUUCUGAGGCUGGUUCCAAUUUGGACCGCAUGUUUGGCGUAUGCCUUGGUCUUUGCACAGUGCUCCACUCUUUUCACAAAGCAAGGAGUGACAAUGGACAGAUCAAUUGGCCCAAGCUUUGAUAUGCCUGCUGCUGCACUUCAGUCUUUUAUAAACCUAUCCAUCGUGGUGUUUAUUCCUAUUUAUGACCGUGUUUUUGUUCCAAUUGCUAGAACUAUAACCAGGGAACCCUCAGGCAUAACAAUGCUUCAAAGAGUUGGAAUUGGGCUACUCUUAUCAACUAUUUGUAUGGUCAUUGCAGCCAUAGUUGAGAGAAAGAGACUUGAAACCGCUAUAAAAUACAGGCUCGUGGAUAAGCCAAAGGAAACAAUUCCAAUGAGUGUAUGGUGGCUGGUACCUCAAUAUGCAUUGUAUGGAAUAAGCGAUGUGUUCGCCAUGGUUGGCCUGCAGGAGUUCUUCUACGAUCAGAUGCCGAGUGAAUUGAAGAGUGUCGGUCUCUCCUUGUACCUUAGUAUUUUCGGAGUCGGGAGCUUCCUAAGCAGCUUUCUCAUCUCAGUUGUGGAGAAUAUUACAGGAAGGGAUGGUAAAGAAAGUUGGUUUUCAAACAACUUGAACCGGGCACAUAUCGAUUACUUCUACUGGCUUCUAGCUGGAAUUGGUGCAGUGGCAUUGGUGGCUUAUAUGUACUUUGCAAAAUCUUACAUUUACAGAAAACAAACCACCAUCUGAAAUUGGAUGGCAUUUACAGACGGGCAUGGGGAGCUGUGGGUGUGAUGGUGAGGUUUGUGUCGAGAAAGGAACAGUGAUGAGCUGCGCAUAUUCUGUUUGGUGUUAAGAGGAAAAGAAGUAGCAUUCUUAUGCUCUGUGCAUUAUUUAUUAUGUGCAAGGUCCCAGUGAUUGUGUAGGAUAUUUGGGACUUGGGAUCAUAAUUUAGGUGGAUCCUAUAUAUUUUCCCAUGAGAUCAAACGGCAUUUGUGAAUGUAUGCAACAGCAACAUUAUCAUCACGCUGUUGGUGCCUCAACACUUGGCACGUUAUCAUUGAAGUUGCCAUGGAAGGGAGAGAUGACCCGAACAUCAUCGGAGUGAAUCAGUUGAUCUCUUAAGACUCCACAGCUGCCUAACAGGUGAUCCAAAACAAAGCCAAUAAUGAUCCCCGGUAAAAGCUUCCCUCCCUAGCACCAUAGGCUGUGUGUGUGUGUGUAUUAAGUUGGCAGAUCGUUAUAACAGGCUUCCCGAGAAAAAAAAUUCAAUAAUUAAAAAUUAUCGAAUAAGGCACAAAUUAAUAAAAAAAAAAAAGUAAUACAAAUGUGUAAGUUGACAAGUUAAAAUAAAGAAAAUUUUAAAUUUGUGUUUUGUUUGAUGAAACUUCAAGUAUGAAGAUUAUUUUAAUCCAUAAAUGGAUCUCAUGAGUUUGCACAUUUUGUGCUCUUGACCAUCUUCUAUGAAAUCUAUGGGUUGUUCCAUAUGAAUUUCUUCUUCUAGUUUGUCAUUUAAAAAUGUUGUUUUUAUAUAUUUUUUUUAUGUAAUUCCAAAUCUAAUUUGGCCAUUGUUGAUAGGCUAAGAG
Diospyros lotus (date-plum) is the source of this 2624-nucleotide messenger RNA. RefSeq names its product protein NRT1/ PTR FAMILY 5.10-like. Gene Ontology annotation, biological process: transmembrane transport; dipeptide transport. Gene Ontology annotation, cellular component: membrane. The record is from RefSeq and is a predicted model, not a curated record. Lineage: Eukaryota; Viridiplantae; Streptophyta; Magnoliopsida; Ericales; Ebenaceae. Gene Ontology annotation, molecular function: tripeptide transmembrane transporter activity; dipeptide transmembrane transporter activity.